AUGGCGUCCGCUGCGAGAUCUGCCUCCCGCGCUUUCCUGCGCUCCACCCCCUCGGUCCGUCCGGCUGUACGCAGCGCUCGCUUUGCCCUGCCCACUCAGGCCUUCCGCGCCUCUGCUCGUCGCGGCUAUGCCUCCGAGGCUGGUGAAUCCAAGUCCUCCUCCAACACCCUUCUCUGGGCUGGUCUGGCCGCCGUCGGUGGUGCUGGCGCCUUCUUCUACCUGAACGGCGGCGACUCCGUCUCCUCCCAGAACUUCGUCCCCUCCAAGGCCGACUACCAGAAGGUGUACGACGAGAUUGCCCGCAAGCUCGCCGACGAGACCGACUAUGAUGACGGAAGCUAUGGUCCCGUGCUCGUUCGUCUCGCCUGGCACGCCAGUGGCACCUACGAUAAGGAGACCGGCACCGGUGGAAGCAACGGUGCCACCAUGAGAUUCGCCCCCGAGUCGGACCACGGCGCCAACGCUGGUCUCAAGCACGCCCGGGACUUCCUCGAGCCCAUCAAAGCCAAGUUCCCCUGGAUCUCAUACUCUGACCUCUGGACCCUGGCCGGUGCUUGCGCCAUUCAGGAGCUGGGUGGUCCCGCCAUCCCCUGGCGCCCUGGCCGUCAGGACAAGGAUGUCGCCGCCUGCACGCCGGAUGGCCGCCUCCCCGACGCCUCCAAGGACCAGCGCCACAUCCGCGACGUCUUCUACCGCAUGGGCUUCAAUGACCAGGAGAUCGUGGCUCUGAUCGGUGCCCACGCCCUCGGCCGCGCCCACCCCGACCGCUCCGGCUUCGACGGCCCCUGGGACUUCAGCCCGACCGUCUUCACCAACGAGUUCUUCCGCCUGCUCGUCGACGAGAAGUGGCAGAACCGCAAGUGGAACGGCCCCACGCAGUUCACCGACAAGACCACCAAGUCCCUGAUGAUGCUGCCCACCGACAUCGCCCUGACCAAGGACAAGGAGUUCAAGAAGCACGUUGAGCGCUACGCCAAGGACAACGAUGCCUUCUUCAAGGACUUCGCCGACGUCUAUGUCAAGCUCCUUGAGCUCGGCGUGCCCUUCACCAGCGAGGAGCGCUUCGUGUUCAAGACCUCGGAGUAG
Aspergillus terreus NIH2624 is the source of this 1086-nucleotide messenger RNA. Its product is annotated as peroxidase. The transcript is spliced from 2 exons. Bases 1 to 1086 code for a protein of 361 amino acids. The record is from RefSeq and is a predicted model, not a curated record. NCBI's taxonomy places the organism in Eukaryota, Fungi, Ascomycota, Eurotiomycetes, Eurotiales, Aspergillaceae. Gene Ontology annotation, biological process: response to reactive oxygen species; hydrogen peroxide catabolic process; cellular response to oxidative stress. Gene Ontology annotation, molecular function: peroxidase activity; heme binding.